Messenger RNA from Rhipicephalus microplus (southern cattle tick), 951 nucleotides. RefSeq names its product alpha-(1,3)-fucosyltransferase C. Lineage: Eukaryota; Metazoa; Arthropoda; Arachnida; Ixodida; Ixodidae. Gene Ontology annotation, molecular function: fucosyltransferase activity. Gene Ontology annotation, cellular component: membrane. The record is from RefSeq and is a predicted model, not a curated record.
AUGUGGACUAAAUAUUUUCGCCAGUGGUACGGGUCGCUCAAUGACAGCAGGGUGGGUGAAGUGCUAGUAGAGAACUGUACAGCCAAGUGCCAUGUUACGAAUGACCCCCGUAUGGUGGAAUACAGCGAUGUUGUGCUGUUUCACGUACGCGACAUGAACGUCACGGAUUUUCCAACUCAGCGCCUAGACUGGCAGAAAUGGAUCUUCUACUUGAUGGAAGCACCACCAAACACGAAGUUCCACGACUUCCACCUUGUGAACGACACAUUUAACUGGACGAUGUCUUAUAGGAAGGACUCUGAUGUUUACGUGCCGUACGGAAGGAUUGUGCCUCGCAAUGCCACCUCUGCUACGGCAACAACGAGAGACAUGAGGGCCAUCUGGAAGCAUAAGAAUAAAACCGCUGUAUGGAUAGUCAGCAACUGCCAAACUGAAAGCAAUAGAGAAAUGUUCGUAAUGGAACUCAGGAAGUACAUGGACGUUGAUGUGUAUGGCUUCUGUGGUGACGACAAGUGUCCGUUGUCCAGAGGUGAUUCCUGCUACGCAGACUUCCAGCGCACUUACUUUUAUGCGCUUGCUUUUGAAAACUCAAUAUGCAAAGAUUACGUCACGGAGAAGUUUUUCACUGCCCUUCAGUACGACAUCGUGCCAGUCGUGUUCGGAGGUGCAAAUUACAGUCAAAUAGCACCACAUCAUGCGUAUAUUGAUGCACUCUCCUUCCAAUCACCUAAACAUCUUGCGGAAUAUCUCGUAAGGUUAUCGAAGAAUUAUACGGAGUACGCCGCCUACUUUACCUGGAAAGAGAGCCAUGAUAUAAUUCAGUGGGACGAGGGACUCUGUGAGCUUUGCACCAGGUUGCACAACCGUGUUAAACUUCAGCGGGCUUUUUCAUCGUACGGCGACAUUAGGAAGUGGUGGUUCGACAAGAGCCAUUGCCGAAGUUGGAAGUGA